GUGCGCGUUUCCGCGUGCACGCGUCUAGGCACAGGGGGGGUGCGCGCUCCCGUGCUCAUGGCCAUUGAAAACAAAGCUAACUGCGUGGUUUCUAUUAUAACCGAGGAGAGGUUCAUCGAGAGCUGCUUAGACAAGGGCAGAGAAAAGGAGGAUAAUUAUGGAUAUAGAACGAUAUUAGGUGCCGUCGAGACCCGGUGGCAGCACGGAGGACAUUGGUACCGCAAGACACCCCCAGAAUCGGAGGAAUUUUUGAGUUUCUCUGCGCCCCGCUGGAGCGCUUUGUUACAUUAGCUGGCUAGCUAACCGGACAUCGCUGCCAUUCCUCCGGCGCACGCAAGGCCGCCUAUGCGACGCCCGUGAGCCGGGGCGAGCCACCAAACUGCCAUGUCGCCGUCGAACGGCGCCCGCUGAGUAGCCGACGCCUCACACCGAACCGGAGUUUCCCCUCCGCCGUCCGGGAAGCGGGGGGAGCCGGAGCACAGCGCCGAGGCCGUGUGGAAGCCCAGCUGCACGGCGACAUGGCGGAACAGAGCUACUCGUCGUGGGCGUACUCGCUCGUCGACUCCAGCCAAGUUUCCACCUUCCUCAUCUCCAUCCUCCUCAUCGUCUACGGCAGCUUCAGGUCGUUAAACAUGGAUUGUGAAAACCAGGAGAAGGAUAAAGACGGGGGGUCUGCAGCUGGGGGCUUCAGCACCACAGGCGGCAACAACAACAGCAACAGUAUUCAGACCAUCGACUCCACGCAGGCCCUCUUCCUGCCCAUCGGUGCCUCUGUCUCCCUGCUCGUCAUGUUCUUCUUCUUCGACUCUGUCCAGGUGGUCUUCACCAUCUGCACCGCAGUUUUGGCGACGAUAGCAUUUGCUUUCCUCCUGCUGCCCAUGUGCCAGUACCUGACCCGGCCCUGCUCCCCGCAGAACAAAAUCUCCUUCGGCUGCUGCGGACGCUUCACCCUGGCAGAGCUGCUCUCCUUCUCCUUGUCGGUCACCCUAGUGCUUAUCUGGGUGCUCACAGGACACUGGCUGCUCAUGGACGCUCUGGCCAUGGGGCUCUGCGUCGCCAUGAUCGCCUUCGUCCGCCUGCCCAGCCUCAAGGUGUCCUGCCUCCUGCUCUCGGGGCUGCUCAUCUACGACGUCUUCUGGGUCUUCUUCUCAGCCUACAUCUUCAACAGCAAUGUGAUGGUGAAGGUGGCCACGCAGCCGGCCGACAACCCCCUGGACGUUCUGUCCCGCAAGCUGCACCUGGGGCCCAGUGUGGGCCGGGACGUGCCCCGCCUCUCGCUGCCCGGCAAGCUGGUCUUCCCCAGUUCGACAGGGAGCCACUUCUCUAUGCUGGGCAUCGGGGACAUUGUCAUGCCAGGCCUGCUCCUCUGCUUCGUUCUGCGCUACGACAACUACAAGAAGCAGGCGGGCAGCGAUCCUCUGGGCCCCCCCAACAUGUCGGGUCGCAUGCAGCGCGUCUCCUACUUCCACUGCACACUCAUAGGAUAUUUCGUGGGCCUCCUGACUGCGACCGUGGCGUCCAGGAUCCACCGAGCCGCCCAGCCUGCGCUGCUGUACCUCGUGCCCUUCACCCUGCUGCCCCUGCUCACCAUGGCCUACCUGAAGGGGGACCUGCGCCGCAUGUGGUCGGAGCCCUUCCACACAAAGAGCAGCAACUCCCGCUUCCUGGAGGUAUGAUCCGGCGUCCAGGAUCUCUGGGAGUGCACAGAGGAGAGACGGACUGGGUGGGGCUCCCCCUGGGCCCCGCCCCUUCCCUGGGCAGGACGCCUCCCUGCACGUGGAUCUGACGACUGGAUGCCCCACCCCUCUUAAUCCACCCUGUGUCAUCAGUUUGGCGUGUGACUGUCACUUUGACUGGAAGUCAGUUUCUAAUCGGGGAGUUUUCAUCCUCAGACAUAAACCCCACCCUUCAUCCAAACAAAAACAAGUAAAUAUACAUUUUGUUUUUUGUUGGAGGCCAUUCGGACAGCCGUGUUGGACGUCAGUGGGACCGGCCGCAACUGGGGUGUUUUUAAUUUUGCUAUUCUUCUCUUCCCCAUUUAACCGCCGUGCUCCAGGCUGAGCUGACAGUGGGACCAUGGUGUGUGUGUGUGUGUGUGUGUGUGUGUGUGUGUGUGUGUGUGUGUGUGAGGGACCAGCAGAGGGAUUCAGGAGAGCAGAACUUCUACAACUUAAUUUCUGUAACAUUUCCAUGACACUCCUCCUGAGAUACUUUUCAUAAUUCCCUUUUAUUUAGUCGAUGUUGUUCCUGGAGCACAGGUGUGUGCUUGUGCUCGUAUGUGCAGUGAAGCAGCGUGCUGUGUGGGUGGCCCGCCCAAAUGCUUGUCCUUCCUGUGCGUCGUGGCCUCGGCUGCUCAAACAAGGACCGAAGGAUGUGGCGGGUCACGUGAUGCCCGUCUGCCUCGCACCCGGGACAGCAGCAGCACCACGGCACCCUUUCUUUCCGCAGCUCCUUUACAGCUUUGCAGCCGUUUUGCGGCAUGGAGACGUUGGAAAGAGAACCAGACCAGAAAAAAGUGUGUGCGUGUGUGGAGUGUGUGUGUGUGUGGGGGGGGGGGGGUGCCAAAUGGAGUGAGUGGUGACGCCAGUCAUCAGAAUUUGUCCCUGUCCAGGCGUGACCUGCCGGCCCACCGCCUGCCGCGUACGCCCCAGUCAUGGGCGGGUGUGUGCCGCUCGCCGUGUCUAAGCCUGGGUCAUAGCUUUGCGAAUGGAGCCCUUUGCACACUGGCUGUCAUGGCCUCCAGAAGUGGGUGGGGGAGGGGGAACAACAUAUGGACUCUCACUGCAGUAGGCAUUGUAAUGACAAAAUAAAGAUAUGGAUUUUUUUUUUUAAAUGAUUUUUUUUUUUUUUAAAGAAAAAAACUCUUAUUUGUAUUGUGUUCUCACUUUGUCUUUGUGCUAUAGUUUAGGCUUUUCGUUACACUCCGUCCCAUCCUCACAACAGAGGGCACCAGCUCUGGAACAUCGCCAUUAUUUCAAUGGACUCUGUUUAAUUAACGCGGAAUAAAAAAAAAAAAUUGAGAAUAUGUGCGGCAUGGAUCCCGGUCACGUGACCCUAAAGGCGUCGUCUGAUAGGGCGAAGGAUUGGCUGUAAAUAAAGACUCUAACUGUA
This is a messenger RNA of Paramormyrops kingsleyae, 3111 nucleotides long. RefSeq names its product signal peptide peptidase-like 3. Gene Ontology annotation, molecular function: aspartic endopeptidase activity, intramembrane cleaving. Lineage: Eukaryota; Metazoa; Chordata; Actinopteri; Osteoglossiformes; Mormyridae. Gene Ontology annotation, cellular component: cytoplasmic side of endoplasmic reticulum membrane; Golgi-associated vesicle membrane; lumenal side of endoplasmic reticulum membrane. Gene Ontology annotation, biological process: membrane protein proteolysis. The record is from RefSeq and is a predicted model, not a curated record.